This is a messenger RNA of Labrus bergylta (ballan wrasse), 606 nucleotides long. Its product is annotated as guanylyl cyclase-activating protein 2-like. Gene Ontology annotation, biological process: visual perception. NCBI's taxonomy places the organism in Eukaryota, Metazoa, Chordata, Actinopteri, Labriformes, Labridae. Gene Ontology annotation, molecular function: calcium ion binding; calcium sensitive guanylate cyclase activator activity. Gene Ontology annotation, cellular component: cone photoreceptor outer segment; photoreceptor inner segment. The record is from RefSeq and is a predicted model, not a curated record.
AUGGGACAAAACCAACAAGCACAGUACCAGGAUGUCGAACUGGAGUUAAUAAGCAUCCAGGACCUCUAUAAGUCAUUCAUCAAGGAGUGCCCCAGUGGAUCUUUGUACCUGCAUGAGUUCAAGAAGAUGUUUGGAGUACAGACUGGCACACCCGAAUCUGAUUACAUGGACAACAUCUUCAGAGCAUUUGAUAUGAAUAACGAUAACACAAUGGACUUUAUAGAGUAUGUGGCUGCACUUAAUCUUGUCCUCCGAGGAAAACUUGAAGAUAAGCUGCGAUGGUCCUUCAAGGUGUUUGACAGCGACGACAACGGUUAUCUUGACAGAAGCGAACUACGGAAAAUUGUUAAGAUUAUUUACAGAAUAAAGAAAGGCUCUGUGCUCGAUGCAACAGGAACAGUGACCCUCACUUCUGAUCAGGUGUGUGAGUGCAUCUUUCGAGAGGUCGAUGUGAACAGCGAUGGUGAGAUUACACUUGAGGAGUUUGUGGUGGGAGCUCAGAAGAGUCCGUGGCUACAGAGCUUCCUAACACUUGAUGUCAAUCCUAAUGGAUAUGUCCACAAGUUCAUGUGUGACAGGAAACUCGUGGAAAACAAAGACUCCUGA